Budorcas taxicolor (takin) is the source of this 2054-nucleotide messenger RNA. RefSeq names its product SHOC2 leucine rich repeat scaffold protein (gene SHOC2). The transcript is spliced from 9 exons. Lineage: Eukaryota; Metazoa; Chordata; Mammalia; Artiodactyla; Bovidae. The record is from RefSeq and is a predicted model, not a curated record. Gene Ontology annotation, molecular function: protein binding. Bases 270 to 2018 code for a protein of 582 amino acids.
GAAGGAGGGCGAGCGAGGGGAGGAUGGCGAAGUCCGGGCUCCUGACGGAAUUCUAAUGAAUCAUUGAUUGACCAGCACCAUUUUACCAGUUGGAAUGAGUUGUCAGAAAUGGGCAUAGUGGUUUUAGAUCCAGCAUGUAACAGAUGGAGAUUACUUCUUCAAGCGAACACCUUUUUUGACUGUGUAGGAUCUUUGUCUCUUCACCUUUGAAUUUCUUUUGUUGGUAAAUAAAAGGAGUUCAUGUAGUUUUUGCCCUAGCUUGAGUCACCAUGAGUAGUAGUUUAGGAAAAGAAAAAGACUCUAAAGAGAAAGAUCCCAAAGCACCAUCAGCCAAGGAAAGAGAAAAGGAGGCAAAAGCCUCUGGAGGUUUUGGAAAAGAGAGCAAAGAAAAAGAACCUAAGACCAAAGGAAAAGAUGCCAAAGAUGGAAAGAAGGACUCCAGUGCUGCCCAGCCAGGGGUGGCUUUUUCGGUUGAUAAUACGAUCAAACGACCAAAUCCAGCACCUGGGACUAGAAAAAAAUCUAGCAAUGCAGAGGUGAUUAAAGAGCUCAACAAAUGCCGGGAAGAGAACUCAAUGCGUUUGGACUUAUCCAAGAGGUCUAUACACAUAUUGCCAUCAUCAAUCAAGGAGUUGACUCAAUUAACAGAACUUUAUUUAUAUAGCAACAAAUUACAGUCCCUCCCAGCGGAAGUGGGCUGUCUAGUAAAUCUCAUGACACUGGCUCUAAGUGAAAAUUCACUUACCAGUUUGCCUGACUCUCUCGAUAACUUGAAGAAGCUCCGGAUGCUUGAUUUACGGCAUAAUAAACUGAGAGAAAUUCCUUCAGUGGUGUAUAGGCUAGAUUCUCUCACCACUCUUUACCUUCGCUUUAAUCGUAUAACUACUGUGGAAAAAGACAUCAAAAACCUGUCAAAACUCAGCAUGCUUAGCAUUCGAGAGAACAAAAUCAAACAACUACCUGCUGAAAUUGGUGAAUUAUGUAACCUCAUUACGCUGGAUGUAGCUCACAAUCAACUUGAACAUCUUCCAAAGGAGAUUGGAAACUGCACACAGAUAACCAACCUUGAUCUGCAGCACAAUGAAUUGUUAGACCUCCCAGAUACUAUUGGAAAUCUGUCCAGUUUAAGUCGUCUUGGUCUGAGAUAUAACAGACUGUCAGCAAUACCCAGAUCAUUGGCAAAAUGCAGUGCACUUGAAGAAUUAAAUUUAGAGAACAAUAACAUUUCUACUUUACCAGAGAGUCUUUUAUCAAGUCUUGUGAAACUGAAUAGUUUGACCUUAGCUAGAAAUUGCUUUCAGUUAUAUCCAGUAGGUGGUCCAUCUCAAUUUUCCACUAUCUAUUCCCUCAACAUGGAACACAAUCGAAUCAACAAAAUCCCAUUUGGAAUUUUCUCCAGAGCAAAAGUAUUAAGUAAGCUGAAUAUGAAGGACAAUCAGUUGACAUCACUUCCCUUGGAUUUUGGAACUUGGACCAGUAUGGUAGAAUUGAAUUUAGCUACCAAUCAGCUCACAAAGAUCCCUGAGGAUGUGUCUGGUCUUGUUUCUCUUGAGGUUUUAAUAUUAUCAAACAAUCUUCUAAAGAAGCUUCCUCAUGGCCUUGGAAACCUCAGGAAGUUAAGAGAAUUGGAUCUAGAGGAGAACAAAUUAGAAUCCUUGCCAAACGAAAUUGCUUAUCUUAAGGAUUUGCAGAAAUUAGUCUUGACAAACAACCAACUGACCACUCUUCCCAGAGGCAUUGGUCACCUUACCAAUCUUACACAUCUAGGCCUUGGAGAGAACCUACUUACUCAUCUUCCUGAGGAAAUUGGUACACUGGAGAAUCUAGAAGAACUGUAUUUGAAUGACAACCCCAACCUGCAUAGCCUUCCCUUUGAGCUGGCUCUUUGCAGCAAGCUUUCAAUCAUGAGUAUUGAGAACUGUCCACUCAGCCAUCUUCCACCUCAGAUUGUUGCUGGGGGUCCUUCUUUUAUCAUUCAGUUCCUAAAGAUGCAGGGUCCAUAUCGUGCCAUGGUCUGAUACAAAUCUGCUGGUCCCACACACUGUUCAAAAAUA